AUGUCUCAAUUCAGAGGACAAACACCAAACUUUGUCGAGGUGACAUAUGGUAUGGUACACACGGAUACCGCAACUCGAGGCAUCGGUAUUGGACAGUUCCAGAUGUGGCAAAUCAAAGCUCCAUGGUGCGAUGUUGCCAUUAGAGCCUUCCGCGAUCCCGAGAUGAAGCUCCCCAACGUGGUGUUUCUAUUCAUCAGCCUAGGCAUCUUCACUCUUGACGAUGCCGGUUCCCAAUCACUCGAUGCAUUUCUCGAGCGUCUACCAAAGUCAAACUUGAGCCUCGCGGACAUUAUAUCUCUUAAUCUCUCUAGAGAAGAUGUGAAGGUGGCAUGGGCACCCGGUAAUCUCCCUGCGCUCGCCAGCGAUGAACUGUGGUGCAAAUCCGUAGCCAGAGGCACUACGCUCCUGGAAGCCAUGUCCUACAACGACGCCGAUGCGGGCAAGAUGUUCCAACCUCACCGUCCCUUUGCUGGGAGCUUGUGGGGUCUCACUAGCAAUACACAGGCCACCUCAACCGAUGGGGCUGGCGAAUUACUGGCGCCAACCUCGUGGACUUCUGCAACUUUGAACCCGGUCCAACAGGCCACUGGGGCAUGGGACCUUUCUUGCGGGCAAAAGACUUUUCGACUAAGUGUACUGGUGAAGGGGGGAAUUGGAUUGUAUCGUAGGCGUUUCACAGCGACUACAGUGAGAAGUACGAGCCGGUGGACGAAUAGACGUACGUUGGUCCCGACCAUCGACGAAGAAGAUCCUACUCACCUCACAGGCUGCAUGACAUUCUCCCGUCACAGCUACGCCAUCCGAGCCGCCGAGCUUACGCACCCAGUCCCACCCAGCGACUUCCCCUCCCUCCGCCAAUCCUCUGAUGUCCUCUGCGCGCUCUGGGGAAAAGACGUCCCACACGCUCAACAAGGAAAUAUCAACUUCUUCCUGACCGUAUCCAUCGAGAACACUGCUGCCCUGCAAAUCAUACGGCGCGCCUUGGAGCAGACAAACAAUCUCCCUUCAAUUACAUCAGCUCAUCCGUUCACCACAACCACUACAAUUUACUUACGUCCGCAGAAAAAAAGGAAAAAAGAAAACUCAGUCAACAUACCUAGGAGAGCGAGACCUUCUUCAGUGCUCGUAUCGAAUGUGACCGGCAUUCCUGUGAGCAACCGUCCAGUACAAAGCGGGCACAAGUAUCAAAGUGAAGGCAGCAGCCGAGCACGCGUUCAAAACUGA
Plenodomus lingam JN3 is the source of this 1224-nucleotide messenger RNA. Lineage: Eukaryota; Fungi; Ascomycota; Dothideomycetes; Pleosporales; Leptosphaeriaceae. The record is from RefSeq and is a predicted model, not a curated record.